Messenger RNA from Clonostachys byssicola, 1266 nucleotides. Lineage: Eukaryota; Fungi; Ascomycota; Sordariomycetes; Hypocreales; Bionectriaceae. The record is from the annotation of a GenBank genome assembly.
AUGUCAGAGUUUUCCCAGGUACAGCGCCCGCGAGCCAUGGAUAAGGCCCGCCGCCCAUGGACUGAUAUAGAGGAUAAGACCUUGAGACACCUUGUCUCCCAGUUCGGCUCUGCUCGAGGACGCCAGGGCCGGUGGACAGAUAUUGCUCGAGGACUGCCAGAUCGCACAGCAAAGGAAUGCCGGAAGCGCUGGUUUCAUUCGCUGGAUCCGUCUGUCCGCAAAGGGCCAUGGACUCAACAAGAGGAUCGUAUCCUCCUAGAGGCAUAUGCCAGGUUGGGACCGGCCUGGAGCGACAUUUGUCUUUUGAUCCCCGGGAGAAAGGAUGACCAAUGCUCCAAGCGUUACAACGAUAUCCUCUCCCCGUCAGCCAAAGAUCGGCUUCGGGGUUGGUCAGAAGAGGAGGACCAGGUCUUACGGGACAGCGUCCAGUCUCUCGGCCAUCGUUGGUCCGCUAUCUCCGCCCUCUUCCCUGGACGACCUCCAUUAACCUGUCGAAACCGGUGGAGGCAUUUAUCUGCUAAGCAGGCAAUAGUAUCCAGUGGUGAAGACAGCGGCAGUCCGAGCCUAUCGUGCGACACUCCCCAAGAAACUAUACAGGAUCACGAUUCAGCGUUGGGCUCAAAUGCUAGCCUCUCGUAUACACCUGGAACAACACCUACCCAUGAUCUUUAUAGUCAUCAAAGUACUAGCGUAGCGCAAUUGGACACCUUCCAGCAGAUCGAGGAUAUAGAGUCGCAGCCCAGUUUCUUGGGAGAGACGGUUCCGUCCACCGAAACGAUCUUCGACGCAAUGGAUUAUGCGUUCACAGAUAUGUUGUCAACUGAAAUAGAACCGGGCAUCCAGACUCAGAGCCAGUCGACCACAGCUUGGGAUACAACCAACGAAUUCGACACCAAAACAAAUGCGGCAUCGUCACCGACAACUUCUAUAGGCAUUGCCUCAAGUUUCCUCUCUCGAUGUGGACCACAACUACUAACCAACGAGAUGGAGUACCGAAUGGUGGCCCCGUACCGUGGCAAUCAAAUUCCUAUAACAAUGCGUUUGCGACGUUGGGAAGCACAAGCCCAGUCACCUAUCAUCACCAUCACCAUCACCACCAUCACCACCACCACCAUCAUCACCAUCACCAUUAUCAUCAUUAUCAGAAAGAAAAUAGAGAUCCUCAACCUCCUUAUGGCAUGCCACAACGACUUUGGGAAAUUGAAAAGCAGAAACCUAACUAUGAAUCCUCACCAUCGUCGUUACCAUCACCACUAUCAUCAUUAG